CGCGGGGAGCGGCACGAUCGAGCAGCAGCUCGAGUACGCCGCGGACGUCGGUUACAGCUGAAGGACCGCGGCGCGGGUAAGCCGGACAUCAUCAUCGCGGAUCUCAACACGACCGCGUCGCUCAUGAAAGCCGCGGCGACCGCGGCCCCGGGGAGCUUCUACCACAAGAACAACCUCCUGUUGUAUUUUGACGAGCCGAACAUGGGUAUCCAUCUCGACCCGAACGUGUUAGGCGUCGUGAGCGUGAUUCAGGCGCACAUGCCGAUCGCCGCCGUGCUCGCAUCGGCGACGCUAGGUCCCUGGGAAGGACUCGAGCAGUGGUGGCGCGGUCCCGACCCGGCGCGGCAGAUCACGAUCUCGCUCGAGCCGUACGACCUCCCGAUGUCUACGCUGCACGUGUGGAACGCGGAGAAGCAGACCGUCAGUCCCGUGAGCCCGCUCGGGAUGUUCAACAACCACGCGGAGUUCCUACGCGUGAUGAAGGACGAUCGUCUCCCGCUGCUCUUGCUGAGACACUUGUCCUGUCGGCAGGGUAACGAUCUCAUGGGGAUCAAAGGUCCGGGCGGGGCCUGGGAUAAGAUCCAGGGCGACGUCAAGUCUUUGCGUAAGACGGUGGAGCCGAUCUUCAAGAACCUGUCCUACGCGGAUUUCACGCGCUUACGCGCGCAAUGGGCGACGGGCGAGGGCGCGCCCACGAAGGUGGACGGCAUCCGUGGCGCGCUGUCCAAGGAGGGCGUCACGAUGGUCGGCUGCAUCGACCCGAGGAAGGUCGCGAUGGACCUCGCGGGCUUCGCAAACCAGGAACAGUGGCAGCAGGACGUGCACAAGAUCAACGCGAAGCUCAAGGAAGCGGAGAGGGGGAUGAAGGAGUCCGCGAAGGCGGAGAAGCGCGCGAAGAAAAAAGACGAAGAAGAGGAGGCGCAGAUGGGCGACGACACCGAGGGACAGAUCGGAUUGAUCACCCUGCGACCGAUGCUCAAGAUUAGCCUCGCGGAGGCGGUAGACGCGGACAUCGACACCCUCAUCAUGCUGUCCAAGGGCAUCGCGUACGCGUGCGGCUCCGGCACGGAGCCGAUGGUGAAGCGUCUGUAUAACCAGGCGUUGCUCACCGUCCCGGACUCGCUGCAAGGUCGCGCGCCGCCGCUCAACGUCCUCGUCGUGGAUUAUUCGUCCAUCUACGGUACGGACUGUCCCGCGGUGGACACGCUCCUCCUGCAGGAAGAUCUCGGUCGCUUGCUCGCCUGGGAGGAUCUCCAGCAGUUCUUAGGUCGUCUCCGUCGCGACGGGACGGCUAUUUUUUACUCCCUGCGCACGCUGCGACGCUCGACGCUCGGGCAGAGCGCGGAGGACGAGGAGAACAAGGCCGAGGAGGACUACCAGAAAGACGUCGAACUCGCGGUUCUCAAGAUGCAAAGCGGUGGCAGGGACACCGCCGCGGAGGUCGCGACGCUCACUAAGCUCGCGGAGGAUAAAGGCCGGUCGCUCGCGGAGACGGGGGCGUUCGUGUUGACGUCCGCGAUGUCGUUCGUGCUGCCCGCGCCUAACGGCCUCCCCGCGGACGCGCCGAAGAUUCACCCGGCGGAGAUGGCUGGCACGGACAAGGAGCUCCUCGCCGCGCUCACGAAGGUGGUCGAAGCGAACACGGAGCUGAUCGAGUCGCUGCUGAAGAAGCGCUCCGAGCAGGUGCUCGCGA
Messenger RNA from Micromonas pusilla CCMP1545, 1693 nucleotides. RefSeq lists its product as uncharacterized. The transcript has 2 exons. The record is from RefSeq and is a predicted model, not a curated record. NCBI's taxonomy places the organism in Eukaryota, Viridiplantae, Chlorophyta, Mamiellophyceae, Mamiellales, Mamiellaceae. The annotation marks the transcript as partial.